Messenger RNA from Oryzias melastigma (Indian medaka), 2665 nucleotides. It is a transcript of the gene tmlhe, whose product is annotated as trimethyllysine hydroxylase, epsilon. The coding region runs from base 1189 to 2250 and encodes 353 amino acids. Lineage: Eukaryota; Metazoa; Chordata; Actinopteri; Beloniformes; Adrianichthyidae. The transcript has 7 exons. Gene Ontology annotation, biological process: carnitine biosynthetic process. Gene Ontology annotation, cellular component: mitochondrion. The record is from RefSeq and is a predicted model, not a curated record. Gene Ontology annotation, molecular function: iron ion binding; trimethyllysine dioxygenase activity.
UAUGGAGCACCUGUUUUGUCUGGAUAGCUCCUCCCAGAUUGAAGAAAAGUAUUGACUAGCUAAUUGGGAGGAUGAUAAGAGGUCCAUCAUAACUUAGCGUGCCCUUUGAGACAACCCUUCCUGUAGAUGUUUUCCUGAAAUGCGAUGGUUUUCAUCAACCUCUGGAGAGCUUUCUGAGGUAAAAGUUUCCUUCAGCUGACAGAAAGUUCACAAUGAUGCAUCAGUAGAAGGACUGCAGCUGUUUGUUGUCCAGGAGAGAUCUAUAUGAACUCAUGAUUGUCUUUAACUCUUCUUCAGCCAAAUUCCCUCUUCAGAGAGGUUUAAUUAAAAAAAAUUAAUUGAUAGAUGUGCUCAGGAAAAUGUCUAUCUUUGAAAAAAAAAACUGUUGUAAUAGAGCCCAAUUAAAAAACGUUCCUAAAAUAAUCAAAUAUUGGUUUGAUUCUGUUUUUUUUUUCAAGAUAAACUAACUAAAUCUAUUAAGAUUGUGUAACAUUCAUUUUGGUUUUCAUCUGAGAUCUAUUUUGUAACAAUAGAUCACAUUAUAAGACGGCCCUUUGAGAAAAACUGAUCUUUAUUGAUACUGUUGAAACAAAGAUAUAUUUUAUGUGUAUAAAUGUGCACUUGGCUAAUAUUUAGCCAAAAAUCCUAGAACUACCCUAUGGAAGAAAGGGCUUCCGUGGAAUAAUAUAAAGUUGUAAAAUUACGAAAAAAAAAUAAUAAUAAUGACAUUUUAGGAGAACAAAGACUUUAAAAAUGUUUGAGGAUAAAGUCGUACAACUAUGAAAAAAAAUUGAAAUAAAUAAAUGCUUUACACUACAUACUUUACUGUAAAUACUUUACAGAAUAAAGUCAUAAAUAUGCUGCGAAAAAAAAGUAAAAUAAAAAUUUGACAAGGAAAAAUAUGUACAACUUUAUUUUCAUAAAAUCACAGCUCUAUUCUUUUAAAAAUCAUAAACUCACGACUAUUUAUAUUCCCAAAAUGUUGACCAUAUUUUAAUAUAUUUAUUCUUUUAUGGUGGACCUAUUACGUAAUUCGUACGAUUUGACUAUAAAGUGGUCAAAAGUAUUUUUUCCACAUUAUAAGGAUUUCAGCCGGAAACUAUGAAGAAAUGAAGUGCGCAUGCGUCAACUCUGUUAGGCUUUGUUUACUACAUCUCAAAUACAGAGCUCAGCUAUGGAGACACGCCGAUGCGGUUUAACUACGUGUGGCUGCGGGACCACUGCCGCUCCGAGAGCUCCUACAACCCCGCCACCAACCAGAGGAGCCUGGACACCGCGGGGAUAGACCUGCGCGUGCGCCCCGACAGCAGCCGGAUCGAGGACGGCCAGCUCGUCCUGACCUGGCCGGGGGGUCACGUGUCAAAGUUCAGCCUCGACUGGCUCGCCACGAACACCUAUGAAGCAAAGAAGCAGGGCGUGGUGCAGCCGCGCGUCCUGUGGAACGCAGACAUCUAUGAACGUGCCGACGUCCCAACCGCCAGCUGGGAGGUGUUCAUGAGCUGCGAUGCUGAGCUGAGGAAGUUCCUGCAGAGCUACCUCCUGUACGGGAUCGCCUUCGUAGACGGGGUCCCCGCCACAGUGGAAGCCACCGAGGCCGUCUCUCAGAGGGUCAGUCUCAUAAGGCAGACCACGUAUGGGGGGAUGUGGUCCUUUACAUCCGACUUUUCUAGAGGAGACACCGCCUACAGCCAGCUGGCCCUGGACCGCCACACUGACACAUCAUACUUCCAUGAGCCGUGUGGCAUUCAGGUGUUUCACUGCCUCAAACACGAGGGGACCGGGGGGAGAACGCUGCUGGUGGACGGCUUCCACGCCGCAGAGACACUGCGCCGCCGCUCGCCCGAGAGCUUCCGACUGCUAACCCAAGUGCCCAUCGGCCACGAGUACAUCGAAAACACGGACAGCCACCAUAACCACAUCACGGGUAUGGGCCCUGUGCUCAACGUCUACCCUUGGAAUGACGAGCUCUACCUGAUCCGGUAUAACAACUACGACCGCUCGGUCAUAAACACAGCCCCCCAUGACGUCGUCCAGCGUUGGUACGAGGCUCACCGAGAACUCACCGCAGAACUGAGGCGACCAGAGAAUGAGCUGUGGGUCAAACUCAAUCCAGGAAAGGUGAUAUUCGUGGAUAACUGGAGGGUCUUGCAUGGGAGGGAGUCCUUCACCGGCCUGAGACAGAUCUGUGGCUGUUACCUGACCAGAGACGACGUGCUGAGCAGGGCUCGUGGCUUCAGCCUGCACGUGUGAAUGUGCACAGCCAUCCACAAUCAAUCCAAUCAGAAAUGACACCACAUUUUAAGAGAUUUCAAUCACAGUUUAACUUUCCUUUGUAAUUUUAAUGAUUAUGAAACACCCUCCAAAAUGACAGAUAGUGAAUGUAUCCUGAAGUGCAUUAAAAGCAAUAAACAGAUUUUUCUAUCGGUGAUAUGUGAUUUUGAUCCAUAAUGUUUUCAUGUGUGAGUGUAUUUAGUUUUGAAUGAAUCACUUUUACUUUUUUAGAAUUUUUCUUUUGUAUUUUUUUUGUAAUUUGUGAAAACAAGAUGUGUUGAUUUGAGGUUUGGGAGCUUUUUGUUCACACUGUUAGAGAAACACUGCAGCUGUCAUAUGGUAAAAAAACCCUUAAAAUAUUUUGCAUCCUCUUAUAAAAUCAUUCUUUGUAUUU